AUGGGCCAGGGCCAGGGCGCGAGCGCACGAAGUCCCCUCUUUCCAAAGCGACCGUCCCGACGCGCACGCCGAGGUGUAAGGGACACCAGGGACCAAAUUGCUCCAUGUGGGUUGCUCCCAGCUGUCAGUCAAGCCGGAGGAUCCAGCCAGGGGAGCGAGGCGAAGCCCUCUUCAUGUAAAGGGAUCCGUCUCCGGACUCUCAACGUGGAUCCCUCUGCCCCGAGAAUCGCCACUCCACUGUUCCUCCCGACCCCCUUGCAGGACGCGGCACCAGGAGCCAGAAGCGCACCUUCCAGCCCCAGCUCCCCAGCGCCCCGCACCGAGUGCGGACCCGAGGGUGAGCGCCGCACACCUUGCGGAGCGCGAUUCCCUCGCCCUGGACGCGGCUCUGGCUCCCAGCGCACCCCAGUCCCGCUCCGGACCGGGACUCACUCACCGCGCGGCCGCAACCUCCUGUGUCCCGCUCCCGCCGCAGCCAGCAAGAGCUUGGCUGGAGUGAAGGAGCCCAGGCGUCGCCAGGAGGCCGGCCGAGCCUGCGCUCCGCCCCGCCGUGGCCGCCGCCCGCCCUCCCGGGAGGAGGGGCAGAAGCCGGAUCGGGGCAACCCCCGGGAGCCACGGUCGCCCCCACCCAGGUCACCUCUGCACAAUCUAGGACCCGGGAGCGCUUCCCUCGGUGCCUCGCCUACUCUGCUUCCCCACCCAUCCUCACACUCGGCUUUGUCAUCACCCUGCCCCACAUCGGAAUGUCCUCCCACCUCCCAGCCGCCAGCUCCCUGUUUUUGCCUCCUCCCAGCCUGA
Messenger RNA from Ochotona princeps (American pika), 798 nucleotides. RefSeq names its product basic salivary proline-rich protein 2-like. Bases 1 to 798 code for a protein of 265 amino acids. The record is from RefSeq and is a predicted model, not a curated record. The transcript has a single exon. Lineage: Eukaryota; Metazoa; Chordata; Mammalia; Lagomorpha; Ochotonidae.